CCCUUCGGAUGCUGCUGCCAGCGUUGUGCAGCUGUUGACAAGAUGGCGUCCAGACCUGAACAAGACGGUGAUAGCGAAGCCGUGAGGCAGUGCGAGGAAUAUGUAGACAGUCACAACAUUCAGCCAAUAUUAAAAGAAUGUAUCUUUCAAUUGUGUAUGUCGAAACCGCCGAAUCCGUACAAAUUCCUUCGCGAAUAUUUCGAAAAGCUCGAGAAGGUACGUUGUUUAUCUUGCUUGCUCCAUCAUUCGCUUACACUUCAAGGCUUCUUGUUUGCGUUGGCGUGUAUCGAUCGCUUUACUCUUGUUUUUAAUGCAUCGUUAGGAGACGGAGAGGCACUCUGGGGAUGAUGAUGCGAGAGGAGAAGCCGGUGAAGCCGAGGAACGAUUCGGCGAAGAACAUACACGUCCAAAGCAACCUUUGCGUAUGAAGCGUCGUGGCGGUGUUAGCGCAAGCGUUAUUUCAGAGGCAGAAGCUACCUCCUAUGUUAAAAAGGUGAAAUAGUACAAAACGUACAAUAGUAUAUUCUCCACCGGUUACAAUUUUACGCAAUUUUACAGCUCAUUGAAAAUGCCGCAUGUAAUGUUUUCGUAAUGAUUCGAAUUGACGUUUUUAGGUCGUCCCGAAAGAUUACAAAACGAUGGCCGCCUUAUCGAAAGCAAUAGCGAAAAAUAUCCUUUUCUCCCAUCUCGACGAAACCGAACGGAGGUAGGCCUUUUACCAAGCUAAAAUAUUAAAGAGCAAUUCAAUGGGCAAUAUGUUUUGUUCUGAUAGAUUGUUGUACAUCAGUGGGGGGUUAUCAUGUUGCUGUAAACCAAAUGUUUGAUCGGAGACGAUUAAUACGGGGCGAACACAAAAUAACAGGCUGUUAUUGCCUAAUGAUCGCUGUGCUUCUUCUUCACCUCAAAUAUUAAUUUUUAAUAGCAGUAUUCUCAGGCUCAUUAGUUCUUGUCAUGAGAACACAUGUUGUUCAGUUCAGAAUAGUUUUUAUUCCUUAUAUAAUAAUAUGGCAGGAUGCUGGGGCCAAUUACCAGUUGGGAAUUUAGUUGUAGGUUUUUAAGAUGUAAGUGGGAUGUAAUAAUUUUUAUCUCGAUUUUUAAUACAUAGCAAAAAUUUCUCCCUGGGGCGAAAUGUUGUAAUAGCCGAGGUUGUGGUUUGAAAUUUUUCUCGUUUACAAAGUGACUAUAGUCGUGUUUACACUACCAGCCUUGGCCUGGCCUUGGCCUAUAUUUUAACAAUGUAAACAGACUUUGGCCUAGCCUUGGCCUGACCUAGGCCAGGAAAUCUGGGCCCACUACAACCGGUGGCCUCCAGAGGCUUGUGGAAAUGUAAACUCUUUCGGCCCUGACCUGGGCCUUAUUUUCAUGGCAAUGUAUGUCCACAGUGAGAGAUUAGCGGACAACGUCACAGCACAUAAAAAUACACUAAAUUAAUUACAAAAUUCUAGGCCAAAGUGAGCCAGUCUCAAAAAAAUAGUGUAAUGGUGUAAACACGUCACAUUUACCUUGGCCAAGGCAUGUAGUGUAAACACGACUUAUGUCACAGUUUAGAUGGUAAACUACCUAGUCAACUUAAAUAUGACACACGUUCGGCAACUGAUUUAGACAUUGAACUUUAUUGUACUGAGUCAAAAUACAAGUACACUAUCAGAAAUUUCGGUGUUAAAUUGCUAAUAUACCAUAAUCAUGAUAAUUAUGUAUGUUAAAAAAAUAUGCAUCAUGUUCAUUGCAUGGAAAGCAUGGCAAACCCCUGUCAAACCUGUGUCGCUUUGUAUAACAUGACUUGCCAUAUUUUGAGCCAUGUCAAACCUAAUCAAAACUUGCCGAACCAGCCUUUGAAAUUCAAAAUUUCAUUUUUUAUUUCACAUCGGCAAAACACUCGAAUUUACGGUGGCAAAAAAGUUCAUGUUAGUUUUAGUCAAACAUCUCUGAAAGUGACCUAAUAGUCGGUACAUCACCUUGAAGGCCUAAACCACUUCUUGGUAUCUUAUGCUGGAAAAACAACAUCAUCAGCAUGAUCACCUUAUUAUAUGAGCAAAUAUAAGUCACGGCUAAAAUAGGUGGCAAAUGAUUUGCAUAAACAGUCAGUCAGCUACAAUAAGUUCAGGGUUGAAAGCUAUAUGUCCAAGCCUUGGGAUGGAUCAUAUUUCCAGACAAGGUCCACACUCCCCCCACCCCCCCUCCCAUGGAGGAAGUUUCUACCGUUCAGUGUUGGAUGGGGAGAUUAUAUGGUUCUGGCAUUAGUAAACUGUGCUAGAAUAUCUGAAGGGGGGUAGGGGAUGGGGUUAACUGUGGGGGGGGGGGAUCCGGAUGUUUUCUGGAAUGACCCAAUUCAGGUUGGUGAUCGGCAAAUCCCAACCUGAUUGAAAGUAGAUUUGCUUGCGGAAGUAGCUUGCGGCUGAAAAUUAUUGUAUUAUGGAUAUCAUGGCAACAACAUGUAUAUUUCCAGUAUCUGAUUUUCACAAGAAAUAAGCCCUAGCCUCUUGUAAUUUGCCUAGGCACUCGGCAAUUGCCAAUUUUUGUAUGAGCAAAAUAGGCCAAUUGUGACGAAGGCUGAAGCCCCACCCCAAAUAAGUGAAGCCCCCAGUCCGCAUAUGACGAGAACAUGCAAAAUUGUCAAGAUUAAUGAACAGCUAGACUCUCCCCUUCAUGAGUUAAUACCACAAGUAAUAUAUAUGUGUGUGUAUAUUUAAUUAACUAUAUCUAAUUAUGGGGAGCACCUUGUAUGGGAGUUCUACUGUCCCUUUUGUGCUUUUCCAUUUGAGUGUAUAUCUACUAAUUUGUGAUUUGUGACAUGUGUUUUGUCUUUUGUUUGUCAGGUAUUUAUCUUUCUACCUGAUAUAGUACAUAUGUAGAUUGCUCAAUAAAUUCAUUAAAUAAGUAAAAUUGUCUGGCAUUGGACAGAGUAAAAUAAUAAAAUCAGGCACAUUUAGGUGCAUUGUAGCUUAAUGAGUUAACAAGACACAUUGAGAGAUAGUUUAGUUAGCCCAUUAAUGCACAAGGCAGGAUUCCCCCUUGACGAUCGAGUAAAAUCAUCUGGCAUUGGGCAGAGUAAAAUAACAAUGUGAGGCUCAAUUGUCUGGGUGCAUUGCACAGCUUAGUGGUUGAAAUUAAUUAUUAAACUAGUAUUGUAAACAUAUGUCUCAAAUGACAGUUUGUCUAAAAUGAUAACUUACUAGUAUGUCUUUUUCAUUUACAGUGACAUUUUCGAUGCCAUGUUCUUGGUGAAACACAAUGUUGCUGAAAUAGUCAUACAACAGGGUAACAUAUGAUUGCAUAGUAUUGUAUAUGUAUAUGUAUUUAGUUAAAUUCUAACCUUAAGUAUUGUACUGUAGUAGUACACAAAGACAAUCAUUAUGGUGAAUUGCCAUGCACAGUGUUCCCAAUAUAAGCCAGCACCCGAUGAUUUUUGCCAUCUAUAACCUAGACAAUCGCCGGUCAUUUAUCAAAAUUAUAAACCAAAAUCUUUCCUCCUUACCACAGAAAUAUCAAGGGAAAUGUUUUUGCUUUUAUAACAUAAAUUUUAACGAUAUUAUUUGUUAAAUAUUUGGAUAUAUGAAACAGUCUCCAAAACUGCUCUUGAAAAUAUCUGGGAGUGAGAUUUUAGAGUAUCUAAAUUUCAAAAUCUUCCUGUGGAGACGCCCUUGGGGCCCUCCACAGGGGAAUGGUACCUUCGGUACCACAUAGCCAAGGUCUACUUCUUUCAAAAUGCCUUGUACUGUAUAUUCUAUUGAUAACCCUGUAUGCAUGCAGUUUUUUUGUGAAUAUGAAUGUUUUGAAUUUUAGGAGAGGAAGGUGAUAAUUUCUACAUCAUUGACAGUGGCGAAGUUGAGGUAAAGUGCACCAACAUGACACUGAUUGCCCUGACAGCAUAUACACUGUAACUGACAAAAUAAACUCUGGCCCAAAAAUUAGUUGACAUGAUACUUUAUAUGCAUAAAUUAUAUACUACAAACUCAAACACAUUUCUUUUUCAAAUUUACCAUCAUGGUUAUAACUUGAACUGUAUUUUUGAGACGUGGAACGACAAACCUCAAAAUGUUGGUACGGUAAAUAAUAUAUACAAACAUAAACAAAUUGCACUGAUCAUUACUGAUCUAGAUGAUAGGUAUUGCUUUACUUAGGUUGUGAUAGCCUGCAUAGUGGCUCAGAGAAAGGAGAGCCUGCACGAAACCCCCUGCUUUGCCAUUUCUGCCCACUUAGCCUGCGGGCUACGCCCACUUUAAACAGAUGUCAAAAUUGGCCAAUCACACAGAUUGUUUACGUUUGCAAAUUUACUUAUCAAAAUGAAAUAUAAAUAUAGAUUGCUGUAUGUUCGCAAAUUUCAAAACGAAAUACUGUAAUAUACGGAUGGCGGCUAAAGAAAAUUGAAGUCUGUGGGAAUAGCGCUAGGCCUAGGGCAAUCUCCAUUGUUGUCACAAGUAGUUUGCAGUCCGUAUCUACGAUAUUUUGUAGCUUUCUUGCACACGUACAAAUAGAAUUUAUAGUUUCGACAGCGGUCAACCGUGAUGUAUUAAAUGUUAAAGUUUCGAGCGAUGCUGAUAAGAGAAUAUUAAAGGUGUUUAAAUCCAUCACUUCACAGAGAGCAAGUCCUGUUCAUAAGACAUAAGCAUUUAUAGCAAUUCUCUCCUGGCACAAAAUUAUUAGCUACAAAAUCAUGAAGAAAAAAUCUAUUUGUCGUCGAUGAAUUUAUGAAAACGAACACGCUCGUGAGUUGUGAAAGAGGCGCUGCUAACAGACAGCAAUCCAACCAAGACACCACAGUCAAUAUCUCUAGAGCUUCGUGAACCAAGUUCGUAAAUACCUUUAUUGUUCAACCGUAAAUUGUAGCCUUUAAGCUCUUUUGAAUGCAAAACUCAAAGAAACGCCUCUCAAUAAUAAUACAUCCGCCGUGUUUGUAUGAAUUUUAGCAUAAAUUAGCAUAUUUUUUCAUUUUGAACCAAUCAGAUUUUUCGUCCUCUGAGAGAACGAGUAAAUACGGUUUAGCAUGGGGUUUCGUGCAGGUUGUCCCUUCUCUGACAGCCGCUACGCAGGCUAAGGUUGUGACAAAUAAUAAAACGACUUAUUUACAUAACAAGACGCCUGCUCAGGCGUUCACACUUCCCUCAAAUUAACGACACUGGACAGUGUUGUGUGAUGCCCGACAUAUGAGAGGUGUCACAUUGGGAAUAUUGCCCGUUCUUGAGCAGUCCAGGGGAAAAUUUAGCUAUUGUUAUACCCAUACAAUUUAGAAUGGAACCUGAGAUACAUAUGUCACAGCUAAGUAAUCGAUGCAAUAUAUAAAGUCGAAAAGCAAAGACGAUGACGAUAUACUGUACUCGAUGCCGAUAUAUAAAAUCAGUCAAUACUCAAUAGAUGCAAUAUUCAAUAACAAUGUCAUGUGUUUUACUAAUAUAGUCUAUAGACUGUAAAACGUACCUUGGAUAUUUUUAUAAUGAACAGUCAAGUUAGACCACUGCGUAUAUUUAUUAUUGCAACACUUUUAAUCUGGGAGGAAACACAAUGGUAAUACAGUAUAAACAAUAAACAUUGUCGCCAAUUUUAUAGUCUGUACUGUAAAACUAAAGAUUUCAUCAAAACGUCUGUAGACAAGCUAGGGUGGCGGCCCAUUUUUAUGUGGGCCAGUGAUCUAGGUAAGCUGUAAAAACCAUGAACAGUUUUCUCGACCGAAAAACAGAACAACGGUGAUUUAAUACACUUUCGGGAAUUGUAAUAAAUAAAAUCCAACAUAAUUGAUUCAUUUCUGUUAACCCAAUCCCCUGAUACAGUAACUCGAACAAUUUUUUUCUUUCCUUGGCAGCUCAAGUUAGCAGGGUUCUACUAUAUGUACAUAACAUUUGAGUGAGAGGUUGAAACCCCAUGAUGGAUGCUUUCAACUAAACCUAGUAAGUGUCAUAGUUGAUGUGUCAGUAAUGUACUGUUCCUUUAAUUCUUUAAGGUCUAUGUGAAUGAACAUUUAGUGUCAGUUAUUGGGGAAGGAGGGGCAUUUGGAGAAUUAGCUUUGAUCUAUGGUACCCCUAGAGCAGCUACUAUAAAGGUAUGUAUAUAGUCAGUCUUAAAUGGUUCUGGCAGUAAUUGCAAUUAGAACUGUAAUUACAGCAGGUUGCAUAUGAGUGUCUGUGAACUUCCUGAAAAAGAUCGAAAUUCAGAAACACUUAACAUAUAUGAGCUUUCAUUCAAAGGCCAUUGUCCAGAUAAUUACAUUGUAAAAGCUUUUUUAUUAACUUCCUAUAACAAAGGGUUUGAACUUUAAAUGUUUACAUAGAUCAUUCGAAAAGAAAUGUCGAAUGUUGGAUGGUAAAAUGUAGGUAGCAAGGAAUACAAACUGCAAACUUGUAUAUAUAUAUUCCUUACAAAAAAUUGCUUUGGGAAUUCCUAUAGGAAUCCGAAUUUCAGAUUCUUUUAGAAAUUUCAAUAGGAAUAUAAUUUGCCAUAAAAGAGUUCUUAUACUGUAGGAAUUCCUAUAAGAAUACAGUAGUCUGGAAUUCUCAUAAGAUUUCCUGUCCAUAUAGAUGACACAACUACUAAAAAAUGCAACAGCUACUGCAUGGGCUUGAAAUAUUGCAUGUAAGGUUCCCAAAUUGGCAGUUAUGACUUUUUUAACUGUCUAUGCCAGUGUAGGUAGUUCCAAUAAUAAUAUACUAAAACUGUCUGUACCAGUGUUGGUAGUACCAAUGUGAAAAUGCUGUGCUGAGUGGUUAUAUUACUACCUUAAAAAAUAAGCAGAAACUCGACGUUACGAGCGAAGGCCCUUCGUCAAGAGUUAGUAGCCGAGGGGCUUCGCUCGAAACGUCGAGUUUCUGCUUAUUUUUUAAGGUAGUAAAUAUAACCACUCAGCACACCAAUAAUAAUAGUAGCCCCAGACCCCUGCUGCAGCUUGCUUGGUGGCGCUACGCGUCUCCUCGCUCACUCGCCAUACUUGGAGAAAGUCCGUACCAGAAAUCAGAUUAUAGUGACCGCAAUUUUGCCAUAUUUUGGCAUAAGCAUAAUUCUAAUUUAAUUUAAACAUCCAAUCGACGUUUAAUUGUAAUUGUUACCAAGAACCUGAUUGGCUGUUCAAAAUUAGAAUUCUAAACAUGCAAAAUAUGUAGGUGCAGUCGUAGACGUUUGUGGGAGUGGCAGUGAUACGAAUCUUUGAUGCGAUUCCACAGUUCGGUGACAUUCGUGAUAGAUAAGGGUGUCUCUGAGAAACUUCUGAUAUACCCUGGGCAUAUAUGUAUUAACUACUGUACAAGGGAUUUAUUAGAUCAUGUAAAAUGUACGCAGUUGAAUUUUGAAUGUGUAUAGUUUCUUUAUUACUAUCUCUCUAUAAUUUUCAGGCAAAAACAGACUUAAAGUUAUGGGCGAUUGAUCGCGUUAGCUACCGCAGAAUCAUUAUGCUUAGUCAGAUACGCACGAGAGAGUUAUAUGAACGUUUCUUGGAGAAAGUAUCUAUUCUUGAAUCCCUGGAUAAGUGGGAGAGACUUACUGUUGCUGAUGCUCUCGAGCCUGUCUCGUUCGAAGAUGGAGAGUAUGUUGUUAUACAGGGUGAACAGGGCGAAGACUUUUACAUUAUUGUCGAGGUAA
Molecule: messenger RNA, 7563 nt
Organism: Paramuricea clavata
Lineage: Eukaryota; Metazoa; Cnidaria; Anthozoa; Malacalcyonacea; Plexauridae
Source: the annotation of a GenBank genome assembly